Messenger RNA from Leptidea sinapis, 1114 nucleotides. Its product is annotated as histidine protein methyltransferase 1 homolog. The transcript has 4 exons. Gene Ontology annotation, biological process: peptidyl-histidine methylation, to form tele-methylhistidine. NCBI's taxonomy places the organism in Eukaryota, Metazoa, Arthropoda, Insecta, Lepidoptera, Pieridae. The record is from RefSeq and is a predicted model, not a curated record. Gene Ontology annotation, molecular function: protein-L-histidine N-tele-methyltransferase activity. The coding region runs from base 258 to 1103 and encodes 281 amino acids.
AUGUAGUCAUGAUUAUUAUUAUACUGAUUACAAAUUUAUAUAUCUAAUUUCUAUGUUAGUUAAGCUAGUCACUCAUUCUAAUAUAAUUUGAUUUGAAUUUUAUUCAUAAAAUUUUAAUUAAGAUCGAAUUUAAGAAAUAAUACCUCUCUAAACAUUUUUGUUAAAAUUCUAUUUAUGCUAUAUCUUUGUUGAAUGUCGAAUCACCGGUUUAGAUUGUAUUAAUAAAAGGGUUAAAAACACUUAUAGUAUUCACCUCAAUGGCUUCUUUCAAGUUUAAUUUUAAUACACCUGAAAAGGACCCUCAACUUCAUGAAAAAGACCCAAUAAAAUGGAUUGAAGCAGUCAAAAUAGAAAUCAAAGAUCAAGCAAAGAAUAUAGAUGACAUAGCAAAACAUGCCAAAAUGUUUGCAUGUGGAGAGGUUAAUAUAGGGCAUGUAAUUACCAGUGUACUGCAAGUAAAAGCAGAAAAUAGGACUGAAAAUGUUCUAGAACUCGCUGAAAAGGAACAUAGUGAUCUUGUACCUGGAAAAUAUGAAGGGGGUCUGAAAAUAUGGGAGUGUACAUAUGAUCUAAUAGAAUAUCUGGAGCAAGAGCAAAUCCAAUUUGAAAAUUUAAAUGUAUUGGAUUUAGGUUGUGGUGUUGGCAUUCUUGGAAUUUAUGCUUUACUUAAAGGUGGAGUUGUAACAUUUCAGGAUUAUAACAAGGAGAUCAUAGAAAAUGUAACAAUAUUCAAUGUUCUGCUUAAUAUAGAAGAUAACUCACAAGGAGAUAAGAUAACUGACAUAGAAAAGUGUGAAUUUUAUUCUGGUGAUUGGGAAUCUUUUAACAACAUAUUACACAAUGAUUUGAAAUAUGAUGUAAUACUGACAUCGGAAACUAUUUAUAACACAAACAAUUAUGAUAAACUUAUCAAACUAUUUAAUCAGAGAUUAAAGAAGCCAGGCACAGUUUAUGUAGCAGCAAAAAAUCAUUAUUUUGGUGUUGGUGGGGGAACUAAAGAAUUUAAAAAGGCUAUUGAAGAAUCAGGAAAAUUAAAAGCAGAUAUAGUUUGGGAAAAAUCUAGUGGAAUUAGAAGAGAAGUUAUAAAAAUAAAACAAUUAUAAAAAUAUAUAAA